AUGAAUCUCCUUCCUCCCAACUUCUCGCCGUCGCCGGUAUUCCUCCCAGAAGAACUUGUUGUGGAAGUUCUUUCCUUUCUUCCCGUCAAAUCACUCCUCCGACUGAGAUGUGUCAGUAAGUCAUGGAAGUCAUUCAUCUCUGAUCCCACCUUUGUCAAACGGCACCUUAAUCGAUCUGCACUAAAUGCAGAUUUCACACUUGUAUCUUCUUGGAAUGAGGUAUCUUUCACAACUUUCUGUUUGUUGGAGAAUCCUCCGAUCAUUACCACUCUUCCCAAUGGUCAUUACCGUCAAUUGAAUGAUAAAUACGACUUCUAUAUUGUUGGUUCCUGCAAUGGUUUGCUCUGCUUGUUAGCUGAUUCUUGCAUCCUUGGGAAUACUGAUAAGCAUAUCCGUGUUUGGAAUCCUGCCACAAGAACAAUAUCAGAAAAGUUAGGGUAUUCUUAUCAAACGGACUUAUGUUAUCCUCUUAGUUUGACAUUUGGUUAUGAUGAUUCAACUGAUACUUAUAAGGUGGUGCAUUUCAUUCCUGAUACAACAAUGGUAAGAGUUUUUAGCCUGGGCCAUAAUGUUUGGAGAAAAAUUCAAAAUUCUCCUCUAGAUCAUGAUUUUAGGAUGGAUGUUGUUAAUUUGAGUGGUAGCUUCAAUUGGUUGGCAGUUCAUGAUUACACCAGAAAACGGGUAAUUACUUCACUUGAUUUGAGCACAGAGACACAUACUCACUUUCUACCCCCUCAGGGUGUAGAUGAGGAGCCAUUUAUCAAUCCAAAUCUAAGUGUCUUAAAUGAAUGUCUUUGUUUUUCUCGUGAUUUCAAACAAACACAUUUUGUUAUAUGGCAAAUGAAAAAGUUUGGAGUUGAAGACUCUUGGACUCUAAUCCUCAAAAUUAGGUAUAAUAAUCUUCAAAUAUUUCACCUUUUUCCGUUGUUGCCAUUAUGCCUUUUGGAGAAGAAUGAUACAUUAUUAUUGAUAGACGAACUCCGGAAUCAGAUGAUUCACUAUAAUUGGAGAUAUAAUAUAGCAAAAAGAUUCAAUGUAUCUUGGCAGUUCAAUUCCAAAAAUUAUGUUGAAAGUUUGGUUUGGUACUGUUGA
Messenger RNA from Vicia villosa (hairy vetch), 1092 nucleotides. Its product is annotated as F-box/kelch-repeat protein At3g06240-like. The record is from RefSeq and is a predicted model, not a curated record. The transcript has a single exon. The coding region runs from base 1 to 1092 and encodes 363 amino acids. NCBI's taxonomy places the organism in Eukaryota, Viridiplantae, Streptophyta, Magnoliopsida, Fabales, Fabaceae. Gene Ontology annotation, molecular function: protein binding.